Messenger RNA from Hermetia illucens (black soldier fly), 2579 nucleotides. RefSeq names its product bifunctional 3'-phosphoadenosine 5'-phosphosulfate synthase (gene Papss). The record is from RefSeq and is a predicted model, not a curated record. Lineage: Eukaryota; Metazoa; Arthropoda; Insecta; Diptera; Stratiomyidae. The transcript has 12 exons. Gene Ontology annotation, biological process: 3'-phosphoadenosine 5'-phosphosulfate biosynthetic process; sulfate assimilation. Bases 229 to 2118 code for a protein of 629 amino acids. Gene Ontology annotation, molecular function: ATP binding; adenylylsulfate kinase activity; sulfate adenylyltransferase (ATP) activity.
AACUACUCACCGAUUGUCAUGCGCGAGAGUUUGUUGUUUCGAUUGAUGAAAAGUGAACGUGUAGAACGACUGACAGAUGUUAGAUGCUAGGCACUCGGUCCUGUUUUAUUUAAACCCUAGUGAAUCGAAGUAGUGUUCUAGUUAAUAAGUUCCGAUCAGGAUUACAUACCGGGGCAGCUAGAAAACAAGUGCACAAUUUGCUCCCAUUGAUUAUUGUAAAGUGUAAGAAUGAGCGGCGAAGGAACCAGCACGAAGAAGCAGAAGACCUGCAUGCAAGUAGCUACGAAUGUCACAGAGCAAAAACAUCAUGUUACAAGAGAAAUCAGAGGCAGAAAUUUGGGACUGUGCAGAGGUUUUAGAGGGUGCACAGUUUGGUUAACAGGUUUAAGUGGCGCAGGAAAAACUUCUAUUGCUUUUGAGUUAGAAGCGUUUCUAGUUUCUAGGGGGAUUCCCGCUUAUGGCCUAGAUGGCGACAACGUACGUACAGGCUUGAAUAAAAAUUUGGGAUUUACUCCCACGGAUAGAGAAGAAAACAUUCGACGAGUUGCUGAAGUAGCAAAAUUAUUUGCUGACAGCGGUGUUGUAGCAAUUUGUAGCUUCGUUUCACCAUUCAGCGAUGAUCGUGAUAUGGCAAGAAAAAUCCAUAAAGAUUCGGAUUUGAAGUUCUUCGAAAUUUUUAUUGAUACACCCUUAUCAGUAUGUGAGUCGAGAGACGUUAAAGGGCUUUAUAAGAAGGCUAGAGAAGGUUCAAUUCAAGGAUUUACAGGGGUCACACAAGAGUACGAACAACCUGUAAAACCUGAUUUAGUAGUGAAUACCGAAGGUUUCACGGUUUGGGAGUCUACAUACAAUGUCAUUAAGUUAUUGGAGAAGGAAAAUGUUAUACCUCCUAAUCUUCACGAUCUUACUCAGAUACCCGAGCUGUUCGUUCCAGCUGCACGUAAAUUAGCCGCCUUACACGAAGCAAAAUCUCUACCAAUAUUGCAGAUUACAAAAGUAGAACUUCAAUGGGUUCAAAUACUAUCAGAAGGAUGGGCCUAUCCUUUGAAAGGAUUUAUGCGGGAGCAAGAGUACUUACAGGCACUCCAUUUCAAUUGCAUUUUUAAUGAAGAGGGAACUGUUCGAGAAAAUCAAUCAGUUCCGAUUGUGCUGUCCGUGUCAGAAGAUAGGAAGGAAGAGUUAGAAGGCAUAAGUGCGCUGACAUUGAUGUAUGAGGAUAAACCGAUUGCUAUCCUUAGAAAACCAGAGUUUUACUACCAACGGAAAGAAGAGCGCGUAUCCCGUCAGUUUGGUACAAGUAAUCCAUUCCAUCCUUAUGUGAAGAUGGUUUAUGAGUCCGGUGAAUAUUUAGUUGGUGGUGAUUUGGAAGUUUUCGAACGAAUACGCUGGAACGACGGGCUUGAUCAGUACCGCUUCACACCCAACGAACUCAGGCAGAAAUAUGCAGAAAUGAAUGCUGAUGCGAUAUUUGCCUUUCAAUUACGUAAUCCUAUACAUAAUGGACACGCCUUACUUAUGCAGGAUUGCAAGAAACAACUGCUAGAAAGAGGUUUCAAAAAGCCUGUUCUCCUUCUGCAUCCUUUGGGUGGCUGGACAAAAGACGAUGAUGUUCCACUUGAUGUUAGGAUGGCGCAGCAUGAUGCAGUCUUGGAUUCAGGUGUUUUGGACCGUAAGGACACAAUUUUGGCGAUUUUCCCGUCACCGAUGAUGUACGCAGGUCCAACGGAAGUUCAAUGGCAUGCUAAAGCAAGGAUGAAUGCUGGAGCUAACUUCUACAUUGUGGGACGCGAUCCAGCUGGAAUGCCACAUCCCGAUAAGCAGUUGUAUCCCGAUGGCAAUUUAUUUGAUGGUACCCAUGGUGCCCGAGUACUCAAAAUGGCUCCAGGGUUAGAUAGAAUUGAGAUUUUACCAUUCCGCGUAGCAGCUUACGACAAAAGUAUAUCAAAAAUGGCAUUUUUUGACGAGAAACGAUCCCAGGACUUCGAAUUCAUUUCGGGUACGAAAAUGCGUACUUUGGCCAGAACUGGACAAAAUCCACCGGAUGGCUUCAUGGAACCAAAAGCUUGGAAGAUCCUAGCAGAAUACUAUCAAUCACUGAACUCCUCAUGUAUUAUGUAGAAACAUUUCAUUACGAGAUUAGAUGAACAUUGGCAGCAUUCGGUGUUAUGCAGAAACACAUAAGUUUAAGUGCAAUUACAUUUUAAUUUAUUGACACGGUUCGUGUGAUAGUCUUAAAUCACGACACUCACCAAUAUCACAGAGUGAGUUCCUGCAGAGAACGGAAUCGAAUAUUUAGUAAAGAAUUUCUCCAGUACGCAUUGUUUUCCACUCACAUUAUGUCUUCAGUUAGAAAUCUAAUUUCUUUUCUGUAGCUAGGAAAAAAUAGUCGGAUAGUCAGAAACAUUCAGUGAGCAUACGUUACCAAUAAUUCUCCUCCUUGAAAAGCGGGAUUAUCGAAUGUCGUAGAAUGAAUUGAUAUAAAAUAAGUAUAAAGUUUCGACGAUAAAGUAUAUAUAUAUGAGGGUGAUAACAGAAGUAUUCGAAAUAUGUUGGGUCAUUUUAAUGUAUUUUAAAUAAAA